This is a messenger RNA of Gasterosteus aculeatus aculeatus (three-spined stickleback), 2045 nucleotides long. It is a transcript of the gene purbb, whose product is annotated as purine-rich element binding protein Bb. Gene Ontology annotation, biological process: regulation of transcription by RNA polymerase II. The record is from RefSeq and is a predicted model, not a curated record. Gene Ontology annotation, cellular component: nucleus. Lineage: Eukaryota; Metazoa; Chordata; Actinopteri; Perciformes; Gasterosteidae. Gene Ontology annotation, molecular function: DNA-binding transcription factor activity, RNA polymerase II-specific; purine-rich negative regulatory element binding; RNA polymerase II transcription regulatory region sequence-specific DNA binding.
GCAGCUACGCAGGAGAGAGGCGCAGAAGCCGAAUGGUGGAGCUGAAGAUGGCGGAUGGCGACAGCGGGAGUGAGCGCGGCGGCAGCAGCGGGGGAGGAGGAGGAGGAGGAGGAGGCGGCGGCUUCCAGCACUACCAGCGGGACCAGGAGACCCAGGAGCUGGCGUCCAAGCGCCUCGACAUCCAGAACAAGCGCUUCUACCUGGACGUCAAGCAGAACAGCAAGGGCCGGUUCAUCAAGAUCGCCGAGGUCGGGGCCGGAGGCUCCAAGAGCCGCCUGACGCUCUCCCUCUCGGUGGCGGCCGAGUUCCGCGACUACCUCGGGGACUUCAUCGAGCACUACGCCCAGCUCGGGCCUAGCAGCCCGGAGCAGAUCGCCCAGGCCACCGCGGGGGAGGACGGCGGGCCGCGGCGGGCUCUCAAGAGCGAGUUCCUCGUGCGGGAGAACCGCAAGUACUACCUGGACCUGAAGGAGAACCAGCGGGGGAGGUUCCUCCGCAUCCGGCAGACCGUCAACCGCGGACCGGGCUUCGGCGCGGGGGGCCCCGCGGGCGGCAUGCUGUCCGGCCAGACCAUCGCGCUGCCGGCCCAGGGGCUCAUCGAGUUCCGGGACGCGCUGGCUAAGCUCAUAGACGACUACGGCGGGGACGACGAGGAGCUGGCCGGCGGGGCGGCCGGCGCCCGCGGCUGCAGCGAGCUCCCCGAGGGCACCUCCAUCAUGGUGGACUCCAAGCGCUUCUUCUUCGACGUGGGCUCCAACAAAUACGGCGUGUUCCUGCGGGUGAGCGAGGUGAAGCCCAGCUACCGGAACUCUAUCACCGUCCCGUUCAAGGCCUGGGGCAAGUUCGGGGGGGCCUUCAGCCGCUACGCGGAGGAGAUGAAGGAGAUCCAGGAGCGGCAGCGGGACAAGGGGUACGAGAGGCGGGACGAGUCCGAGGGGGACGACGCGGACGACGACUGACGAGUCCGGGCUGGAAGUCCGACACCUGCGUAGCAGCUGCUAAAGAACCGCGGCGUCUAAACAAGAAGAAGAAGCGUCUCCUGCUGGAGCUUGGAGUGAUAUCUGAAAGGGGGGAGAGUUGCUUAUUGUAAAAAAUAAUAAUAAUAAUAAUAAUGAUGAUGAUGAUGAUGGGAGAGAGAACCUACUAAAACCAGCAGAUUUGGUUUUUAUAACUUAGAAACGAAGCCAAUGAAUACUUGUUUUCCCUCAUUUGCAGCAUAGUUUAUAUUUAAAAGGAGGUUUUAAGAUGUUUUUUUCUGGCUUCAGGAGAAAGGAGAUGAAACUGCAGCAUCCAUUUGUUGCGGUUCCGGUCCAGGUCUCCUCGUGGGCAGAUCGUGGGGCUUAUUGUGUUUUAUUACGUUUCCUUUUAUUUUGAAGGUUAAGAAUGAAACGUGGAAGCUCCUGUGGAUGUUUUGAUGCAUGUGGGUCGUGUUGCUGUUAAUCAAGAAGAUCCCCCCCCAAACAUGAGAGGAGACGUUACUGAGAGGAUUGUCUUUUUUUAAAGGGGGGGUGCAGACGGGUUUUAUGACAUGCGUUCUUGGCCGGGAUGUUCCACUGAAGCACCGGAGCAUCCCUGGUGUUGGGGAUCCAACAUGUGGGUGGAGGACUGUCUUUGGGCCACCCGGGACACCAUCCAGACCCCCCCCCCCCCCAUGCAGAACUGCUCCCUGUGCCACGACAAGGGUCCAAAUAUCCGGAGCUUCUCAGACCUUCAACUCUUCCAGACUGCGUCAGCUGGAGGAGGGGGGGGGGUGUUUUUUCCCAUGAGCCUCUCUGUCACGCUCAGAGGACAGACAGCCGUCUCCACCAGUUCUUUACUUUUGACGCGUGACGACCCGGCACAGAAACACACGAUGUUUCUGUUAUUUGUUUUCAGAAAGAGAACUAUAUUAAAAACAUGAGAUUCUACUUGGGAAAAAAUAAAAAAAUAUAACCGAGCAAACCAGCAGAAGAUAUUUUGAAAUACGUAUAAAGGAAAAUGUAUUGUGUAAAGGAAAUUCCAGUCUAAACAUAAUGACAAUAAAAAGGUUAAUUUCUUUAAACAAA